This is a messenger RNA of Vicia villosa (hairy vetch), 540 nucleotides long. RefSeq lists its product as uncharacterized. The record is from RefSeq and is a predicted model, not a curated record. Gene Ontology annotation, biological process: response to heat. The transcript has 4 exons. The annotation marks the transcript as partial. NCBI's taxonomy places the organism in Eukaryota, Viridiplantae, Streptophyta, Magnoliopsida, Fabales, Fabaceae.
AAACAGACUAAACCGGGAGAGCAGUUAAAUAAUGACAAAAGAAUACACAAUUCUGAAAUUGGUGUUGAGUGGUCACCUAGAUUGGAUGUUGCAAAAUCAAAAGAUAAUUAUGUUAUCAGGGUGGAAGUUCCUGGUGCGAGUGUUGAUGACAUAAGAGUGGAGGUUGAUGAUCAAAAGUUAUCUAUCAAAGGUAGACGCUCUAGUAGUUCUUGGAAAGUAGCAGGUUGUCCAAAUGGUUGUGCAGUUUCUUCAUAUCUUAAGAGAGAGAUACCAUAUGGACCAUUUGAGGUGGUGUGGCCACUUCCUAUUGGUGUGAACAAGGACAAUAUCUCAGCUGAAUUUUUGGAUGGAUUUCUACAAAUUAUAGUUCCUAAAGUUUGAAGCUCAGUAAUAUUGAUCAUAUACAUGUAUACAUAUAUAAUAUAUAAUGUAAGUAAUAAUGAACAAAUCCUCCAUCCAUGUAUGUAUAAGUACAAAGUGAAUCAUAUAAUUAAUGUGAGAGUGAAAUAUUAGAAAUAAAGCAACCAAAUAAGUUAUCCA